Medicago truncatula (barrel medic) is the source of this 1060-nucleotide messenger RNA. Its product is annotated as psbP domain-containing protein 6, chloroplastic. NCBI's taxonomy places the organism in Eukaryota, Viridiplantae, Streptophyta, Magnoliopsida, Fabales, Fabaceae. The transcript is spliced from 3 exons. Gene Ontology annotation, biological process: photosynthesis. The coding region runs from base 92 to 871 and encodes 259 amino acids. The record is from RefSeq and is a predicted model, not a curated record. Gene Ontology annotation, molecular function: calcium ion binding. Gene Ontology annotation, cellular component: extrinsic component of membrane; photosystem II oxygen evolving complex; photosystem II.
UCACAAUGGAUAAGGUGCAUAGUAACCAAAAAAAAUCAACAUUGAACCUUGUCCCUUCCUUCCUUCACACAUUCCACUGAUCAUUCAGAAAAUGGCAACCUCUCCAUUCACCUCCCUUUUCCCAUUCACAUCUUCAUCAACUACAUCUCAUUCAAAGCUCUCACAUUUUCGUGCAUUCAUCAAAGCCUCAUCUUCUAUCUCAGUUCCAAGAAGAGAAUUCUUGAAGGGCAUUGCUCUUUCACUACCACUUAUUGCUCUCACAGAACCACCACAGUCACAAGCUAGAGAAGUUUCAGUUGGUUCUUUCCUCCCUCCUUCAUCAUCAGACCCUUCUUUUGUUCUCUUCAAAGCUUCUCCUAAAGAUACUCCUGCCCUUCGUGCUGGAAAUGUGCAGCCAUACCAGUUCAUCCUUCCCCCAACAUGGAAACAGCUUCGGAUAGCAAACAUACUAUCAGGAAACUACUGUCAACCAAAAUGUGCAGAGCCAUGGGUGGAGGUUAAAUUUGAAGAUGAAAAACAAGGAAAAAUUCAGGUUGUGGCUUCACCUUUGAUACGCCUAACCAACAAACCAAAUGCAACAAUUGAGGACAUCGGGAGCCCAGAAAAGCUUAUCGCUUCUCUUGGUCCAUUUGUCACCGGAAACACUUUAGAUCCGGAUGAGCUCCUCGAGGCUUCAGUUGAAAAGAUUGAUGAUCAGACGUACUACAAAUAUGUGCUUGAAACUCCAUAUGCUCUUACUGGUUCACACAAUCUUGCUAAAGCAACCGCAAAGGGAAACACUGUUGUUUUGUUUGUGGCUAGUGCCAAUGACAAGCAGUGGCAAACUUCUGAGAAGAUUCUAAAGACCAUGCUUGAUUCCUUUAAAGUUUAGUUUUCUGUUAUUAAAGGUAAAUAAGAUAACUUUACCUUCUGUUUAUUUCCUUGUAGUUUUUUGUUUAUACAGGAUUAUUAGGCAAGAGUUGUAUUGGUCCCCAUUUGAAUUUUUUGAUCUGAAGUUGCAAUCAUAUCUUCAUGUCUUAAUAGAACAACUUGUUCUUGUCAAUGCUCUAUCCAGAUAGAA